AUGUCUUCUUCGUCCGACUCGCAGGCGCAAUACAGCGAGGCCCUGCAGCUCGAUGAGCUACGUCUUCAAGCUGCAACAUCGUCAGAUCAGGGCGAAGUCUUCGUCAUCGAAUGGCUGUCCAAAGCUGAGCAAGCGCUCACAAAGGCGGACGUCGACACCAUCAAAUCCUCCCAAUCCGCCUUCGAAGCUGCCGUUCUCAAGCUAGCUUGCCCUACAGUCGCCUUUGGAAAGAACGAAGAUGGUUCCAUCACUGUCGCACCCGACACCGCCGUCCCUCGACCUGGUCGACCCACCCGACGUCUUCUCGCUCGCUGCGUGCUCCUGAUUUUUCGACGCAUUGACUCACGAUCGCUCUUCGACCUCUUGCAAAACCUCGGUCGAGUAGCCGGUGAAGAUGCCAAAGGCAAGACAGCAGAACGGGAGAUGCGCGUCGCGGCUCUCUACAUCCUCGGCGAAGUCUUUGGCUCGCUCGGCCAGCAGAUCAUGUCACUCUUCAACGAUAUUAUUAACCUCACGCAGAAAGUGCUCAAGCAAGCGAGUCAUCCCGUCAUACUCCGCUACCAUGCACUCCUCGCACUGCACAAGACACUCAACGUCGCAGGCAAGAGCUUGGGCGAUCAGGUCGGCAAAGAUCUCAUCAAAUCGCUUCGACAGGGUCUUUCGGACCGCGCAGGUGCUGUAGUACGUGGAUGUGCUGACUGCAUACUCGCUAUCGCUCAACGUGCUCAGCUCAUCACAACCCGCAACGAGGUCGAAAAUCUCGUCUCAACCGCACUCAAAGCCAUCGAGACUGCCGAUUUCGUCACAAAACGUGCUCUCAGCCGCGCAAUCGCGGGCCUACUGGCAUCUACACAAGUCGAGCAAGCUCCACCAGCACCUGCGCCAUCGAAGAAGACAUCCAAGAAGAAGAAGGAGGGCGCUGCCGGCGCAGACGACGACUCGGAUGACGAUGAUGCUGUGGUCUCGGCUGCCGCAGCCGCAGCCAGCGCUCCUCGCGCCAUGAUGACUCCCGUUGGCAUGCUCGAUCAGCUUUCUUUGCCUUUCUUGCGCGGUUCAGCCAACCGCAAGACGCGAGCGGCGCUUCUCGAUGUCUACGCAACGCUGUUCGAGACGCUUGGGUCCGCCUGGGUCAACACCAACUACGCCAUCAUCCUCAAACAUCUCAUCGAUGAUCUCCCUAACCACUCUAGGGGUUCGUCCCUUACUCGCGCUGACGUUCUCAUAGUCCGUAUCGGUGUCUCCGUCAUCCUACGGAAACUCAUCGGCGAGCACAUGCUCGGGGAGCAGGCCCAAGUUCUUGCCAUUCAAGAGAUCUCCGUCGACUACCUCAAAAAGUGGCCCGCCGUUAUGCCCGAACAGCAGCCGCCAUCUAAGACGACCUUGACCUUGGCACUCGCUGAGAUCUCCGGCUUGCUUGUGCAGCUCGGCAGUGUUCCCCCGCAGGUACUCGAUGCAGCUUAUGAUCCGCUCAUUCGCUGCCUCGCACAUCCAAGCCACUCGGUGCAGAUUCAAGCAUCUUGGUGCCUCAAGACCCUGUGUCAGGUAUCACCGGUCCAUCUCUCGCCGACGCUUGCUUCCGUGCUCGAACUGCUGAACCGUGACCUUACCACUUUGGCCAACGGCGGCGGCUCUGUUGGUAUCGGUCAGCUUUCCAAACGUACCAACGGACAUGCGAAAGGUCUCGCCGCCCUCAUCAGUGUCAUUCCACAGCGACCUCUGUACACUUCGUUCGCCAUCAGUUCCAAAGUUCUGUCGCUGGCCAUUCAGCUGCUCAAGAACAGCGGCAACCACGAUCUCAGCGUAUCUGCUGUCGAGAUCUCCGUCGCCUGGACGUUGGUGGGCUCGCUCAUGUCGCUCGGUCCCAACUUUAUCCGUCUCCAUCUUCCUCAGCUCUUGAUUCUGUGGCGCAACUCACUGCCCAAGCCAACGUCGAAGGAUACUGCACCCGGUCCUUCGAUUCGCUCCGAUACCGAAUGGAGCUUCCUCCUUCACGUCCGUGAAUGCACGCUCACCUCGAUCCUCGCCUUCCUGCUGCACAAUGGAUCGACGCUGGUCACGCUUGACACGGCUCGUCGCAUUGUAGCGCUUCUCAGCAACUCGCUCGCUUUUGUCGAUGGCUUCGCUGCCCAAAACUCGCAUCUUUUGCAGGAGCAAACCCCUGGCAGCGACCGCAGCACGCUCUCGUUGCUGGACCGCGAAUUCCUACUUCGACGUCGCUUGUUCCAGUGCUUGACCGUGCUCGCCCAUAACCCAGCAAUGGAGCCCAUGCAAGCUGGUCUCAUCAAAACCGCCAUCCAAGCAUUUGCAGAUCCAGACCGAUACAUCGGCAGCUCCGCCCAGGCGGCAAUUGCUGCUAGUGCGGGCAACUUCACCAGCGUGUGGGAGAUGGCAGACGGCUACGCGUUCGGUGUCACCAGCCUGCAGCGUGAUGCUGAAUGCUUUGUGUCCGAUCCUGUCGAUGCCUUGCGCGCCUGCAGCGCCACUACCCGCGCCGACCUGCUCAAUCGCGACUUCGUCGAGACGCAGCUCGACGCUUUGCAGAGACGCCCCGUUCUCGGUGCCGCAGAGCACGACGAGCUGUUCAUCUACUCAACUGCGCGCACUUCGUCAUCUGUCCCGUCGUCGCAGGAUGCGUCUCACUUAGGUGCCUCAGCAGAGCCGCGCGAGUCAGCUGCCUUAUCUCCACCUGGUGCCACGGGAGUAGUGGAUGCUGCCAUUCAGCUCUUUACUGCAUUACUACCUUACCAAGAGCGUGAUAUUCAGGUAGCUGCUAUCGAAGCAAUGUUGGCUCACACCAAGAGCACGAAGCUUGACAAAAACCCUGGUCGAAAGCAGGCGAUCCAGACCAACGUUGCUGUCGCCAUCCUUGGGGCCCUCAGAGUUGCAACUCAGGGCGGCACGGGCGCGAACGGGAAGCGCCCUAGUGGGUUCAACAACGAUCGUCUCAGCUCGGCCAUCAAGGAUCUCUUGCAGGAUGCUCUGCUUCAAGCCGAUCCUGCACUGCGUGCUGCUGCCAGCGAAGCCUACGGAAAGCUUGCGGCUGUGGCGGGAUCCCAGGCUCUUUCUAGUCAGGUGCAGUUCCUGGUCGACCAGAUCGUCGGCAAUCGCGACCCUGAUGCCCGCGCUGGAUGCGCGCUUGCUUUCGGUUCAGUCUACAAGGAGGUUGGUGGCCUCGCGGCCGGACCUUUGACCAAGACGAUUGUCAACGUGCUCAUGUCGUUGUCUAGCGACCCGCAUCCGACCGUUCACUACAACGCCCUCGCAGCUCUUCGCGUCGUGGUCGACUCGGCCAGCUUGAGCUACAGCCCAUAUGUGGCUAGCACGCUCGGCAUGCUCGUCAAGCUGUACAUGCUCGACACGCAUGAGCCUGAAGGUGGCAGCGCUGGCUCUGUCAACCUGCGCGCUGAUCUGCCCGCACAUCAAGCGGUCUGCAGAGUGGUCAACGCUCUGAUCGGUGUGCUGGGUCCAGACCUGCAAGAGUCGGCACGCGUGCGAAGCUUGAUUCACUGCCUGCUCUCCGAAUUCUCGAGAGAGACGGAUCCUGGGGUGGUAGUCGAGUCCACCAAGGCGUUGCAACACUUCGGUCUCUUUGCUGCGCAGUUCGUCGAUGUUGCUGCAUGGAUCGAGCAGCUGCGUCGACAGCUGGCAGGCAAGCAGCGCACUCUCAAGCUUGCAGCAACGACUGCUUUCUACCAGCUCGUGCAGCGCGAGGCGCUGGCUAUGAGCAGGAUCGGUGGUGACCAGCUCGUUGAAGAGUUCUUUGCGCAGCUCGAUGAGGAUCCCAAGCUGGACGGUGCACGGGAGGUUAUCCUCAGCUGGUUGCAGAAGACGGCAGACCUGGCGCCAAGCGGAUGGAUUGAUCUGUGCCAGCGCAUCAUGUCGGCCGCUCCCUAUCGUCAGAACCCGGCAGAUGCUGCGGCCAAAGGCAAGGAGUUGCCUAGCCUGGCGACCAUGCUGCAGGAUGAGGAGGCCGCUGCAAUUGACCUCGGCAACGAUACGAACACGGUUAAGCUCAAUGCUACCGGUGGCAGUAGAUGGCGCACCCAGCUGUUUGCUUUGCGAUGCUUGCACCAGGUAUUCGUUACGGUUCGACAGGCAGGCAAGCUCGAGCACUUCAGCACGCCUCCUGGUGCUGGAGAGAAGGGUCAGGCAUCGCCUCAACGACGAUUGCUGAUGAGCAACCGUGUUGUGGACUUGAUCCGUAUGGCGUUCACUGCCAGCACUUCGGCCAACAUUGAGAUCCGUCUCGAAGGCCUUGUGGUGCUGCGGGACGUUAUCGAGUCGUUCAAGCUCGCGCGCGAUCCUGACUUCGACGAAGCUUUGCUUCUCGAACAGCACCAAGCUCCAAUCGCAGCCGCUUUGACGCCAGCCUUCUUGGCAGACUCGACACCAGAAGUACUCGCUGCAGCCGUGCAGGUGUGCGCUGUCUUUGUGUCCUCAGGCGUGGUCAAGGAGGUCAGCCGGAUGGGCCGCAUUCUCAAGCAGCUUGUUUCUGCCCUUGACAGCUGUAUGCAACCCACCAUGACUCAGCUCGGCGAUGUCAAGGACUUAUCGCAGAACGCCAACGCCAUGCUCAAAAUUGCUGUGUUCACUGCCUGGGCCGAGCUGCAAACCGCGAGCGCGACGCAGAGCUAUCUGGUGGAUGUCGUGAAGCCGCAUGUGGCACGCAUCGUUCCGUACUGGAUCGCAUGCUUGCGUGAGUACGCUAAGAUCCGAUCAGACCCUGAAAUGGAUGCUGGCGGAGCACCUGGUGGGCCUGGUCCAUCGAUCAACGCUAGUCUCGACUCUCAGUACGCAGGUCUGGCACGUGAAGUCGUGCUGCCGUAUCACGAGCGAUCUUGGCACACCAUCCUGCAGGCGGUGACGGGUCUGCUGCAUGACAACGAUGCCCGAGCUCUGGCUGCCAUGGAUGGAGAGACCAAUCCUGCUGCAGCUGGUAGCAACACUGCAGCGGCACCGCCAAAAGCCCGCAGCGAACCCUGCCUCUUCUUCUUCGUGCUCUACGGUCUGGCAUUCGAAGCGUUGGCGACACGGUCAUCGAACAGUGUUGAGUCGGUGCAAGAAGGCAAGGUGAUGCGCAUUUCGCUUCGAGCCAUGACUGCGCUUAGCAAGCCGCAAGUUGCAGGCAGUGCGUUGCUGCAAGACACGCUCUUCUCUGAGCUUUGCAACCUUUGGUACCGUUUGGUGAUGACCGAGCCGCCUGCAGUUCAGAUCUCGGUGCUCGAGACCAUCGGUGGUAUGGCUGCAUCCUAUGGUAAAUUGCUGCUGUCCGGUGACGACGAAGCAACCGCUGAAGCUGGAAAAUUGCCGAAUGAGGCCAAACUCAGUCAAUGUCUGCGGGUGGUCGUCUGUGUACUGCAAAACGUGCGCACAAGUCGAGGCUCGGUGGACGAAAAGACAGCGCUGCUGCGUGUCGCUUACUCUGCCUAUAUUGGCAUCGUUGGGUUGUAUCCCAAGGCGGUGCAGGAGGACCUCUUUGCGGUGGGCUUCUACACAUAUGCCGAGACGCUGAAAGAUGAGACAUUGGAACAGGACCUUGUGGCACCUUCAUUGAGCUCGCUCAAAGAUCUUUGCGAGCGUUCGGCAAAGUCGGUCAAGCCCAACAGCGAUGUGCUACAGCGUGCGAUUCACGGGUUGCUCUCUCAGGCGUUGCAGCAUGUUGAUGAUCUCCGCACGCGCGCCGGUCGAAUUGCGCUCAACAAGACCAAGAACAGCUUGCUCGCCGUGGUGGUCGUCCUUACCUCGAUCCCGAUCAACAUCAAGGUAAGCCAGGCGGUAGCGGAACACGCUUGCUACUUGAUCGUGCAGAAGCUGCUGACGUUUGAGGAAGAGGUGGAGCAGUGGAAGCAGACAGCAACUAGCAAAGGCGCAGAGCCUCAACAGUUGGGUGAAGGGGUGGAAGAGAUCGGUUUGACAGCAGUCAAUUGCGCGAGGACGGUGGUACUUGCUUCUUCACGUGGCAAUGCUUCGUUGCUUUAUUGCGUCGGACAACUCUUGCCGGGUCUGAUCGAGUUCGUUUGUCGUGCUGGACCUUUAGUUGCUACCAGUCCUGCGAAUGCACGUGGAGGUGCAACACCGCUCACAGCACUUCGUGGAGCAUUGGAUGACGUGAUCAAGACUAUGGCUGGUCUUAUUUCUACUCUUCCCAGUGAAGGAGAGUUCCGCGCUAAAGCUCUUACGAUCAUCUUACCUACUCUUUUGGUUCUGCUCUCGCCUUCACCUGCCGCAGCCACGGAAUUGCACACUUUCACAGUACGUCAGCUGAUCACUUUGGCUGGUCAACACGCUGCUGCGUUCAAGGAAGCAACUGCGGCGCUGGACGUCGAGAGCAAGGCGCUGUUGGAGAACGCGAUUAGAGCUCAGCUUGGUCAGGCGGCCGGUGCGGGCUCGGCAGUUGCCAGUGCAGGCCGAGUCGCGCAUGGACAAACAGCUGCGAAACAAGAGAAAAGUUCAAUUGCUCUCAAGUCAUUCGGUAGCUAG
Ustilago hordei is the source of this 6480-nucleotide messenger RNA. RefSeq lists its product as uncharacterized. The record is from RefSeq and is a predicted model, not a curated record. Gene Ontology annotation, cellular component: endocytic vesicle; membrane; Golgi apparatus. The transcript has a single exon. Lineage: Eukaryota; Fungi; Basidiomycota; Ustilaginomycetes; Ustilaginales; Ustilaginaceae. Gene Ontology annotation, biological process: intracellular protein localization; retrograde transport, endosome to Golgi; endocytosis. Bases 1 to 6480 code for a protein of 2159 amino acids.